Messenger RNA from Ceraceosorus bombacis, 952 nucleotides. The record is from the annotation of a GenBank genome assembly. NCBI's taxonomy places the organism in Eukaryota, Fungi, Basidiomycota, Exobasidiomycetes, Ceraceosorales, Ceraceosoraceae.
AUGGUGUGGCCAUUCAGCUCUACAGGCUCGAGCGCCUCUUCCUCAGGCAUCCGCGAUGCUCAGAACCCGAGCGGUGGAGCUGAGCCGGUGUGGUCAGCUUCCGAGCCUUCAUCAAGCAGCUCCACAGGCGCCGCCUACUCGACUCCGGCAUCGUCACAAGAUGCACCGAUGUCGUCGGGCGUAUCAGAAGGCACAGCUCCCGAGCCCGUUCGCAGGCCGACCACGCUGCUCUCCUUGACCAAUCCAGCAUACAUGUCUGCUAGGUAUCAAUUGGCAGGUCUGAGGAGCACGGAUCCUAACGAUCCCAAUACGCAACACAACAUCGAGUACCUAGAUAUUGCCGAUGGUGCGCCCAGCACAUUGGAAGGCGGAAGAACCGCGCUGCCGAGCAGAGGGUGGAGCGACGACCUUUGCUACGGCACUGGCACAACGUAUCUGAGCGGUGAGUGGCGAAGUACCUUUGCUGGCUAGCAAGUUCAUUCUCGCUGAUGACUCUCCCUUCCUUACGGGUCUGUAGGCUUGGCGCUAGGUGGUCUUUUAGGUGCACGGGAAGGACUGACUCGACCUCUAGGAGUGUCUAAUCCGACUUUCCGCUUGAGACUGAACGCUGUGCUCAACCAGGUCACACGGAGAGGAGCGUUCUUCGGCAACAGUGCUGGUGUCAUUGCUCUCAUCUACAACAUAUCCGAUGCAAUCAUCGAUAAGAGUAGGGGCAAGCAUGACAUGCUGGGCAGUGUGGCUGCUGGGGGUAUCAGUGGAGCUUUGUUCAAAGUUACAGGUGCGUCCAGUCCUCCGCAAUGGUGAGGGGGCAUCACGAACCUGCGCUGACUCCAACAGGUAUUGCCUAUCUCAUUCUUGCAUCGCAGCGGGCACCCGUGCGAUGGCCAUCUCUUCAGGACUCAUGAUGGGCGCGGCUGCAACGUGGACGGCAGCUAAGGCAGCAUUCUUGUGA